Messenger RNA from Anopheles darlingi, 1081 nucleotides. RefSeq names its product endonuclease G, mitochondrial (gene EndoG). The record is from RefSeq and is a predicted model, not a curated record. Gene Ontology annotation, molecular function: RNA endonuclease activity; nucleic acid binding; metal ion binding. The transcript has 2 exons. Gene Ontology annotation, cellular component: nucleus; mitochondrial inner membrane. Gene Ontology annotation, biological process: apoptotic DNA fragmentation. Lineage: Eukaryota; Metazoa; Arthropoda; Insecta; Diptera; Culicidae. Bases 113 to 1081 code for a protein of 322 amino acids.
CGGGGUGAAGGAGGGGAAACGGUUCCGUGAUCAUUCUGUGCAAUUAUCUAUCUUUAAUUCUAGGAUUUAACUUCGAUGAGAAUAACAAAGAAAUUGACCACGUAAUACCACAAUGUCCUCGAAUGUGAUGUCCCGACUGCUGGUGCUCUCAUCGGUGGGCAUCGGAGGCUAUUUUACGGGCAGCUAUCUCGAACGGCGACGAAUCGCGGAUUCUGCUGGUGAUGGCGAUUAUAUAAACGCCGGUAGACAACAGACGGUGACUCCACGAGACUUUUGUCCCAAACCGGGCCUUCCGAUAUUCGGUACCGUGUCCGCCGCCUCGAUCAUUCCAUCCUCGAACCACACGCCCGUUCCGGCGAGUCGCAUAGGUCAGAUUAUGAAAUACGGAUUCCCCGGACUGGACAAUAUUCGCUCGUUUGACGAUUACGUUCUUUCGUACGACCGGAGGACACGGGUAGCCCACUGGGUGUUUGAGCAUAUGACACCGGACUCGGUCCGUCCGAACGAUGCCGUCGAUCGGGCCAAAUCCGACUUUAAACCGGACGAGAGCGUACACCCGUUCUUCCGGUCGCUUAACAGCGAUUACAAGGGUUCCGGGUUCGACCGGGGUCAUCUGGCGGCCGCCGGUAACCAUCGAUCCGAACAGAAACAUUGUGAUCAGACCUUUUUCCUCUCAAACAUGGCCCCACAGGUCGGUGCCGGUUUUAACCGGGACAAGUGGAACCAUCUGGAGCGGUACGUGCGGAAGCUAACGAAAGACCAUCCGAACGUGUAUUGUUGUACGGGUCCGCUGUAUCUGCCGCGUAAGGAGGCCGAUGGAAAGCUGUACGUUCGCUAUCAGGUCAUCGGAGCAAGCAACGUUGCCGUACCGACGCACUUCUAUAAGGUGGUUGUCAUGGAGACGAAGAGCGGCCAGCUCGAGAUGGAAGCGUACGUGUUGCCGAACCAAAAGAUCGACGAUGCCACCCCACUAACGAUGUUCCAGGUGCCACCGGAGACGAUUGAACGGGCGGCCGGAUUGCUGUUUUUCGAUAAGAUCGCUCGGGACAAGCUGAGCAAAAUCAAUGGCAAGAAAGUGUGA